This is a messenger RNA of Meloidogyne enterolobii, 402 nucleotides long. Lineage: Eukaryota; Metazoa; Nematoda; Chromadorea; Rhabditida; Meloidogynidae. The record is from the annotation of a GenBank genome assembly.
AUGGAGUUGUUGCUUUUUGGGAUUUGGAUGUGGACGAGUAGUCAACAAAGAACUGGGAAAGUGACUGCUUUGGGGUUUACUACAGACUCUUUUUUGUUAUUAAGUGGAACUGAACAAGGAAAUAUUCAUUUUUGGGCAACAGGGACAGGGCAAUUGCUUAAACAAUUACAGCUUCAUACAGACUCGAUUUUGUCCUUAAAUGUUUUUGUUGAUGGAGGAAGGAAUGCAGAAAUGGGUCAAGUAAUACCAACACAUCAACAACAACAAUUUCAACCUUUAAGAGUUGUUUCUUGUGAUUCUUCUGAUAAUGCCCAUAUUUGGACUUUGCCUUCCCUUGAUGAAAAUAGUCGGAAAAUAGAGGUAUAUGGAAGAGAUUUAAUUUUGUUGACUUUCUCUUUCUAG